Cooperia oncophora is the source of this 279-nucleotide messenger RNA. The record is from the annotation of a GenBank genome assembly. Lineage: Eukaryota; Metazoa; Nematoda; Chromadorea; Rhabditida; Trichostrongylidae.
CCGGAGUUCUUCGACUUCCAAUUUUCCAAUUUCCCACUUCUUGAUAAUUUUUCAUUCAGACCACUUCCACGUUCAAUAUCCUUCGAUGAGAGGUUAAAACUACUCGAUCCUAACGGAAAUCUGAUUAUACCAUCACCUCAGUUCACACCAACAAAGUCACGAAUACCAUUGCGAAACUGGUUCAACUCAAUGAAAAGCAGGCGUAGUCGAUUCACAAUUGCUGGAUCAACGGAAGAUUUGACAUCUCUGGCUUCAUCAGAUGACAAAUCGUUCAAGUAA